Amblyraja radiata (thorny skate) is the source of this 1392-nucleotide messenger RNA. Its product is annotated as zona pellucida-binding protein 1-like. Gene Ontology annotation, cellular component: extracellular region; acrosomal vesicle; zona pellucida receptor complex. The record is from RefSeq and is a predicted model, not a curated record. Gene Ontology annotation, biological process: binding of sperm to zona pellucida; acrosome assembly. Bases 42 to 1067 code for a protein of 341 amino acids. Lineage: Eukaryota; Metazoa; Chordata; Chondrichthyes; Rajiformes; Rajidae. The transcript has a single exon.
ACCAUGCGGGCAAAAUGAAGGCAGGAUGACUGAAGGGGGAAAUGAGUCUCAGCCUCAAGAGCCUCCUGGUGUACGGGGUGAUUGUGGGCGUCUUGCUGGGAAAGACCAUUCCCACCACUGAGAUAUGGCAGCAGCUUAAACGCUUCCCGCGAAGCGCGCUGCUGAACGCCCCGGUCGCUGAGCAGAAGGUCAUCGGCUCGGAUGACGGCCCCGUGAAAGUCUACAUCAAAGUACACGAGAAAAGCCCGCGCAUUCUUUGCGCCACGCCCCAGCUGAGGAACAUGGAGCUGAUGGACCCCAACUUCAGUUGGAAAGGACCGAAAGGCACAGAUCUCUCCAAGAGACCGGACAUGAAUAUAUCUCUGACAGGGACCCUGACCAUUGAUGAUUUCCGCAAGGAUUUAUCUGGAGUUUACGUAUGCACAAUUUAUUUUUAUAGUCCCAGUACAAAGUCUUUGCAGUCCUUGAAUCUUAAGUAUUUCCUGUAUGCUUACCGGGACCCCAAUUACACCUAUGAGUUUCAGGUGCAGUAUCAUGCAGCGGAUUGUCAAAAUGCAUACAACAGCCUCUUCUUAAAGAGGUUGCACACAGCUUUGAACCAGCUGACUUCAGACCUGGCCUACACUAUCAGUAUCCACAAGUCAACGUGCCACACGCUCAAAGUGCCCUUGGCCGGCAUACAGUACGAGCUGUACCUGACGCUUAAGCUGCACCUUGACGUGGAGGAACUGGACAGUAUCUGCGAGAACAACCAGGAGGACUGCGAUCACAACCUCCGGCUGGAGAAAGUGCGGCACCGCGUGGAGGCGUUCUUCUCCAAGCAGGCGGACAUGUACCGAGAGAUCUUCGGCUUGCUGCCGUUCGUCUACUACAUAGACGGGACGCUGCAGGUGAUCCGCGCCGACCGCUGCAAGCCCGGCUUCGGCAAGGACCACAAGAAGCACCCAAACUGUCCCGGGUGCUGCGUGGUGUGUGGCCCGGGCUCCUACAGCAGUGGCCGGCACGUCAGCUGUCUGCCCUGCAUUGAAGCCAUCCAUUACGGAGAGUCAGACUGUGACAUUGAGUGAGGAGUGCUUUACUUGUGGACUUGAUGAAUCAUUGCAAUCUUGCCCAGACACAGGUUAUGACUUUUUAGAGAAAUAAAUACCAUGGGCAAGCAGGGAUCAGGAAAGAAGUCCCAGGUCAUGUGUACAGAAAGGUGGCGUCCUGCAUUUUAAAUAAAAGGAAUAUGUGAAGUUGCCUAUUUCUAAUAGUCUAUUACAAGAUUUUACUCAUAUUGGGGAGGAAGGGUGGCGAUUUCAUUUUAACGAAAAUUUGAUAUGAAUGAAUUUUUAUUGUUGAAAUUAUUCUGUCUGUCUCAUAUUUAUGCGUUGUUAAUAAACUUUGGAAUAU